CCAUGGACCGGGGCGCCGGCCCCUCCAUCAAUCGGAAAAAAUCAAGCUGCAAGGCCCGGAACGGUGCCGAUUAAGGCUUUGCUCUACGACAUCACAUCCAAUUCAUCCUUUCAAUUGGGACAAGCUAUCGCCACUACCCAGACGCACACUAUACUAUGUCCCUGGUUGGAUCGUGCCCUCUACUCGCGCCUUGAUUUCAUCAUCAACCUCAUCCUGACGACUUGUACAUAAUUGACUAUUUCUCUACCGCUCCGCAACCCAAAUCCUUGCGCUUUGUCAACUAAAAAGCAGGGUCGCUAUUCAUGGGCUGUUAUCCUAACUCGCUGAUACGAUUUCAACUGUUAAUCAACAUCAACAUUACUCGACUGGAUCGAUUGAAUCAUUGCUACAAGUCUUUGCGAUACGAUUUUACCAUUGAAUCACAUACAAUCCAGUACUAUUAAAGCUGUUGUAUCGGAAGUUUCUUCAUUAGCGACUUGAACGAUUCAAGCCCGAGAUUUUGUUUCAUCGCAUGGUUGAAUGGCGACUGCGAUAGAUCAAGCGCCUGGCGAUGGCAAUCUGGCCGCCGGCGCAUCGCAUCCAGGCAGUUCUGAGACACAGACCGCAGCUACCGAAGUGUUUGAGACACCACGCACAUCCUUCGAUCAUGACCCCAACGAUAGCAAUCAUGCGCGGCACGAAACUGCAUCAUCUACCGUCUCCCCGAGUUCGAUAACAUCGCCACCAUACUGGCUGAACACCCGUGCCGGCCAUCAACGAACCAUAUCGAACAUGUCGACCGAGUCCGUUCUUCCUGCUGGUGCUAUAACCCUGCGUGACAACGAAGCGAGCGAGUUCGACGACCGCAACAGCGCUUGCUGGGCCAAGAGUGUUGAGGUUGUCAGCUAUACCAUUGUCAACGGCAGUGCAACAAAUAUCGGUGCCUUUGUGGUGUGGAAUAUCCGUGUCGAGGCUCUCAAUGUAGGUGAUUGGUGGUGGUUCAGCAGUGGCGUACUGAUCUGAAGAUGGCUGUUGACUGACCCAACGAUAGGGGAGUUAUAUGAAUAUUCGUAAACGGUAUUCGGAGUUUGACGACUUUCGAUAUCGGUUGGUUCAGACUUUCCCCGGAUUCGAGGCAGCUGUUCCGGCGCUUCCGCCCAAGAGUGUCAUCUCCAAGUUUCGGCCCCGAUUUCUCGAGAAAAGGCGGGCAGGCCUACAAUACUUUCUCAAUUGCAUAUUGUUAAAUCCAGAAUUUUCUGGAUCGCCAGUCCUCAAGGAGUUCCUCUUUGCAUAGCGUUCUUAUCGUCUUAGCAUCUUCUCUUCUUUGGAUAUGUUUACCUUUGGGUCUCAUUCAUGGGAGGCCUCUUUGUACAAACGAUAUAUAUUGCUUGGCCCAGUCUCACGCACAUAUGCAGCAGCCAACAAUCCGUAUUAAUGAUAAUGAGUUGGAUGAUCUACCACUUGUGGUCCUACAGUUGUAUUGCAUGCUCGUCUGUUCUUAGCUUGUGCUUGAUUCGAGAGCCAAGAUGAAACCAAGGUUUGGCAUUG
Fusarium odoratissimum NRRL 54006 is the source of this 1527-nucleotide messenger RNA. RefSeq lists its product as uncharacterized. The transcript has 2 exons. Gene Ontology annotation, molecular function: phosphatidylinositol-3-phosphate binding. Bases 520 to 1002 code for a protein of 160 amino acids. NCBI's taxonomy places the organism in Eukaryota, Fungi, Ascomycota, Sordariomycetes, Hypocreales, Nectriaceae. The record is from RefSeq and is a predicted model, not a curated record. Gene Ontology annotation, cellular component: endosome.